CGGUCGUCUGCUUGGUGGCGGCUCGCAGUAGACGGCAUCACGAAAACUGUUGCGACAAGCCGCCUCUUUUCUCGCGCAGGGGGUGUGUUGUGUGUGUUUGCAUGUGCCUGCGUCCUUUAUUCUGUUUCCGGAGGAAGUGACCAAGGGAAAUUCGUUCGAAAGUGCGCCUCCCCUGCAUACCGGACAUGACGGAUACAAAGCAAAUACCCUGCGAGCUCAACAACCUGAAAGGCGGAAGUGACGAUGAAGGUGUGGCCAGGGAAGCACCACACAUGCCCGACAGGGGACAGUGGACCGGGAAACUUGACUUUCUCAUGUCCUGUGUCGGCUAUGCCAUCGGUCUCGGAAACGUCUGGAGGUUUCCCUACUUAUGCUACAAGAACGGAGGCGGAGCGUUCUUGGUUCCUUACCUGCUGACCUUAUUCCUGGCGGGUAUUCCCACAUUCUUCCUUGAGACGUCACUCGGACAGUUCUUGAGCAUCGGCGGCCUCGGCGUCUGGAAGAUAUGCCCCAUCUUUAAAGGUGUGGGCUACGCAGCGGCGGUAAUGUCCUUUUGGCUCAACUCUUACUACAUCGUGGUGCUGGCGUGGUCUCUGUACUACAUCUACUCGGCCUUGUCAUCCGACGUUCCCUGGCGAUCGUGUGACAACUGGUGGAACACCCAGAACUGCCGCUCCGAGUACGAGCCAUACAACUGUUCAGCGCAGCUCCGCGCCUGUCCUGACCCGAAGCUAAUCAGGAGCCCUGUGAAGGAAUACUGGGAGGGCAACGUGCUGCAGAUCACGGGAGGUCUGCAUGAACCAGGGGACCUGCGCUUGCCAUUGGCCAUUACUCUUCUCAUAGCUUGGGUACUCUGCUACUUCUGCAUCUGGAAGGGCGUCAAGUGGACUGGCAAGGUGGUCUACUUCACCGCCUUAUUCCCCUACGUUCUUCUCUUCAUCUUGCUGGUGCGUGGCCUCACGUUACCGGGCGCCUUCGAAGGCAUCAAGUUCUACGUCCUCCCAGACAUGAACAGGCUGUCCGACUCGAUGGUCUGGAUUGAUGCUGCCACGCAGAUCUUCUUUUCUUAUGGCUUAGGACUGGGCUCCUUAAUAGCGCUAGGCAGCUACAACAAGUAUCACAACAAUGUUUACAAGGAUGCCCUGAUUGUAUCCUGCAUCAACAGUGGUACCUCCAUGUUCGCUGGCUUCGUCAUUUUCUCGGUGAUAGGAUUCAUGGCCCACUCACAGGGGAAAGACAUUGCUGAUGUCGCGGCCUCAGGUCCGGGGCUGGCGUUCCUGGCGUACCCUUCAGCUGUUCUGCAGCUUCCGAUAUCUCCUCUCUGGGCGGUGCUUUUUUUUCUCAUGAUCGUCAUGUUGGGAUUGGACAGUCAAUUCUGCACCCUGGAGGGAUUCAUCACGGCUGUAGUCGACGAGUGGCCGCGGCUACUCCGACCGCACAAGGAGAUCUUCAUUGCGAUCGUCUGCUUUGUUUCCUACCUAAUAGGGCUCAGCUUCGUCACACAGGGUGGCAUGUACGUGUUCCAGUUAUUCGAGUACUACGCUGCCAGUGGGUUCGCGCUGCUGUUCCUUAUCUUCUUUGAAGUGGUAUCCAUAUCUUGGUCAUAUGGUGCGGCACGCUACUAUAAUAACUUAGAAGACAUGAUUGGCUACCGACCGUGCAUGUGGUGGAAGUUCUGCUGGGUUUUCUUGACACCAUGCGUCUGCUUUGGAGUAUUCGUGUUCAGCCUGGUGCAGUAUCGACCGUUGAAAUACAUCGACUACGUGUAUCCAUGGUGGGGCCAGCUCGUUGGAUGGAUCCUUGCCCUUUCGACCAUGCUGUGCAUUCCUGGUUACGCCAUCUACAAGUUCAUCGUCACACCGGGAGACAUACGCACGCGCUGCAAGGAGCUGUUCCGCCCGGAUGUGGACAUUGCAACCGAGAUUCGUGCCCGGAAACAUCGAGAGAGGCGCAUUUCGGCCACCACCGUCUGAGUGGCCUCUCGGCGUCCGUACGAACAUUCCUUCGUCCGAUGACGUCUGCAUUUUUCGAGCCCCACCGAACCAAGCCCCGACGACGGCGGCGUUACGCUGAUGGUCAGCCUCUGAACGGACCACUUGGAAAUUAUGCUCCGUACAGAUUCAGAAGCUCGAAGCUAUCAUGGCUUGUACCCGUCUCAAUAUUGGAGUUCUUUUCAACAUUUACAGUGCUUGGCUGCAAUGACUCGAAUUACUUAAAAUGUAGCAUUUUUGUUAACCACCUUGUCACUGUAUUAUUAGGUACCAGAUAAGAAAUGCACGGGUUUAACAGUUCUGCCUGUCAGAAUGUGGAAAAGGCAAUGCCGUAAAAUGUAGCGCUGAGCUUUUUAAAACUCUAAGUUUGCAAUUAAAAUAUGCCGGGGCUAUCAGCUAUUCGCGAUUUCUGCACCUAGCGGACACCUGAAAGUGAGCGGAUACUACUUGAUUCUAACCUUUCUUGAGUACGUGCUGUAAAAUUGAACUUUCUUGUGUCUGCAGUCAAGAAACAGUUUUAUAUCACGGCGUAAUGUCGGAGCUAGUCGAUUUAUUACCAGAAGACACAAGGGGCGGCACUAACUAGGCCAGGGCUAGAAGAUUCGUUGAUUGGCGUCCUCUUUUAGUCCUCAUCUACUUAGCAUUUGGCCUCACUGAGUGAUUUUGUUGCCAAAAACAAGGCGUCUUCGUCGCCGCUGAGAGGCACUGUGCAGACAACUGCACUAUAGAGUCAAGCGGACCCACUCUGCGACUUCGUAUAAGAACUGAACCAUUUGAAGACUUUGUAGCGUGUGCGCAUAUUGUGUGUCAUGUGUAAGACAAUUUAGGUGCUCUCAUUAGACACAUUCAGUUGAGCUUCCACAGCAGCUCUUCAGACGCAUGCUUCCAGCCAUUUUCAACAGGAGCCUGCGCCUGCAGACCUACUGAGGAUGCCUCAAUGUCUCUAAUAGCUGAUCGUGAAGUUAUUUUUAUGCCACCUGGUGUUGUUAGGCUGUCUAUGAAUGUAUGUGUGCUUAAUGAGUUUCUUCCCUUCUGUAUGGUAUCAGACCAACACGAAAGAUCCAAGAGUGCUCUGUCCUGUUAUACACUCAUGUAUGAAAAUGUAAUCUGAGUUUUGGUGUUUUGAAAUAUCUCUUGCCCAGUCACAUCGCGCAAUCCAUCUCAUAUAGUCAAUGUGCUGUACAGAUUCAGAUCAUUGGGCACGUUGUCCACGCUACAUAAGAUGGGAAUGUGCUCGAACAACUGCAGCACUCUAGUGAUCAUAAAUUCGUGUAUAGAUUAUGGGCGUAAUCAUUCUGCCGGCAGUUUUUCCUUUACUUAUAGGUACUUUUUGAUGAAAAUAAACCUGCGCAAUAUUCUUCAACAAAAACAAACAGGUGCCUGGUACUGGUUCUAAGUAUCAUUGCACUGAUGGAUAAAGCGAAGCCUGCUACCAAGACUCGUAAUAUUGCUAUAAAACCUCGUUCAUUUGACCGUCAUUAUUUCGGAAAACAGGACGUUUCGUGCAUGCCUCUUGGUGCCGGGCAGCAUAUGCUUUGCCUAAUGUCAUCACACUAUUGCUUAUUCGGUCACAUUUGACGACAAUACGGUUAUUUCGGAUGAUCCUCUAGGCGCGCCAAGCGCGAAACGUGACAAGAGGGCUCUACGCGAAAGAGCAUAAAUGGCCUUCGUGAACAACCUCAUCACCAUUUUCAUUACUUAGUCAACUCAAGCGUGCGGGUGUGGCACUCAGCUGCUGUGUUUAUUCGCUGCAACGCACGCGCAAUGUCACCGAAGUCAAACAUGGUGUACGAAGAAGGGCUUUGAGCCACAGCUGGCAAAUUCCACGAAACUCAUUUGCUGCUUUGUGAUGUAUCAUUCUAAAGCCCUUUAACCUACGACACAUAUCUUCACGUGCACAAUUCACACUAAGGAAUAGGUACAAAGCACAUAUCAGGCCAAUUAAACAGCGGAGUCUGGCGCCAUGGUUCAAUGGACCACGAAAUUGUAGGAUGACAAUAAUUGCGGCUUUUCCACGUCUCUUAUGCAAAACAAGACCAGGCUUUGUGUAGUCAUCAAAAGAUUGAGAGUUUAUUCGUGCAGGACAUUUGUUUACUCAACAGAAUAAAAAAGUUGGGCAAGUUGGUACAAAUGCACACUCAAAGCAGCGCAGAAAGACGGCCCGAACAUGGAAGACGAGCGCUCGUCCCGCGUGUUCGUGUCGUGUAGGUAUUUCCCAUCUGAUGCAUUUGUUCUCUGCUUUCUGCGCACUUUGUAUGCACUUCUGGCGCUGAAUCCACUUUUAACAGCUCUGUAAUAUACGAAUUAACAAGCUCUUAUACUGUGCUACAAUCACUGCUUAUCAAUACAAAAAAUUACACAGUAUGUUCAGGAGCAGUUCCUCACAGGCCGGUCACUGUCACUGCAGGCAUGCUAAGAACUUUUGUCGGAAAUACUAUGUAAUUUUCUGUAAUGCCAUAAUUCACAGCUCAGUCAAUCUCUGGAAACAGCACUAUCGGCAAUACCAGCGGAAUGACAAUUAUUAUUACGGCCUGAGGCAGUGCUCUUUGCAUCCGCAAAGGUACCUUAUAAAUCUUACGCCAGCUAAACUACUCAGUUAUGUCCUUGCUAUUUUGAAAACACUCAUUACAUAGAGAUAAGGCUGCAGGCAAACAUAAUUGAAGGAAACAGCUUAGUCUGCGGUGCCUGAACUAAAAGAAGACUUUGCGCAUGAGGAUGUAGAUUUCGCCAAAUAAUAGUUAUGUUCUCUACGCCAACCGCUCGGCCCAACAUGUUGUAUUUCAAUAGUACGCUCAGUUCAGAGAUGUUAAAACGUGUUUGCACUCAGCUUUAAUGUUUCAUAUAAUAAAGGCCGCAUUUUCUUA
Molecule: messenger RNA, 4855 nt
Organism: Rhipicephalus microplus (southern cattle tick)
Lineage: Eukaryota; Metazoa; Arthropoda; Arachnida; Ixodida; Ixodidae
Gene: Gat
Product: sodium- and chloride-dependent GABA transporter
Biological process (GO): nitrogen compound transport; amino acid transport; sodium ion transmembrane transport
Cellular component (GO): plasma membrane; neuron projection
Molecular function (GO): gamma-aminobutyric acid:sodium:chloride symporter activity
Source: RefSeq, a predicted model, not a curated record